CAGGAGCCAGGCAACAUGGCCGACCUGGGGAAGAAGUACUGCGUUAACUGCCUUGCAGAUGUUACAAAUCUGCGGCUUCGCUGCACCGACUGCCCCGAUAUCGAGCUGUGUCCGGAGUGCUUCUCGGCGGGUGCAGAGAUCGGAAACCACCGGAGAUGGCACGGCUACCAGCAGGUCGACGGCGGCCGGUUCUCUCUCUGGGGUCCCGAGGCAGAGGGAGGAUGGACCAGCAGGGAAGAGCAGUCGCUACUCGAUGCUAUCGAGCAAUAUGGCUUUGGAAACUGGGAGGACAUGGCCGCUCACGUCGGAGCAUCUCGAAGUCCUCAGGAAGUCAUGGAACACUACGUCACCAUGUACAUCCACGGAAACCUGGGUAAGGCCUGCAUCCCUGACAGCAUUCCCAACCGUGUGACCGACCACACCUGCCCAAGCGGGGGCCCCUUGUCGCCCAGUCUCACCACCCCGCUCCCCCCGCUGGACAUCAGCUUGGCAGAGCAGCAGCAGCUAGGCUACAUGCCACUGCGUGACGACUACGAGAUUGAGUAUGACCAGGAUGCCGAGAAGCUCAUUAGUGGGCUAUCGGUGAACUACGAUGACGAGGACGUGGAAAUUGAGAUGAAACGCGCCCACGUGGACAUGUACGUACGCAAGCUCCGAGAACGCCAGCGACGUAAGAACAUCGCCCGAGACUACAACCUGGUGCCUGCCUUCUUGGGCCGAGACAAGAAAGAUAAGGAGAAGGAGAAACCAGGUACGCUGGGAGUCAUAGGCACUGCGGGUGGUGUUGGUGGGGGAGGAGCUGGCGGUGCUGCAACUGGAUCCGGUUCCACAACCGCAGCAGGAUCAGGUCCUGUUCCAAGCACACCCAAAAGAAAGAUCACCAAGGAGGAGAAGGAGCAGCGGAGCCGGCUGCGUGCGCUCUGCCAGUUCAUGGCCCAUCGGGAGUUCGAAGACUUUUUCGAGAACAUGCAUAAAGAGCGUGUGCUGAGGGCAAAAGUGCGUGAGCUGCAGCGCUACCGACGCAACGGCAUCACCCGCCUGGACGAGUCUGCCGAGUACGAAGCGGCGCGUCACAAACGGGAGAAACGCAAGGAGAACAAAAGCGUGGUCACAUCCAAACGGGGCAGCGGAGGCGGGGGUGGGCUCGGCUCCGGGAUUGGGCUCGGGGGCGGAGCUGGAGGUGUGGGAGGGGUUGCUGGAGUGUUAGGUGUUGGAGGCAUUAUCAAAGAAGAGGGGAAAGAUGGUGAGUUUGCUGCCAUCGAGAACCUGACGGGCUUCGAGCUGCUGUCAGACCGAGAGAAGGUGUUGUGCAACUCUCUCAACCUCAGCCCAGCACGCUACCUGACUGUCAAGACCAUCAUCAUCAAAGAUCACCUGCAGAAACGGCAAGGCAUCCCGGCCAAGAGCCGACUGCCCAGCUAUCUGGACAAGGUCCUGAAGAAACGUAUCCUCACCUUCCUCACAGAGAGUGGCUGGAUAUCCAGAGACGCCUCCUAGCUGUCCAACUUUGGUCAGGAGGUACUGACUUGAUGAUAGCUGCUGAGGCAGA
This is a messenger RNA of Scomber japonicus (chub mackerel), 1549 nucleotides long. It is a transcript of the gene tada2b, whose product is annotated as transcriptional adaptor 2B. Gene Ontology annotation, cellular component: nucleus; SAGA-type complex. Gene Ontology annotation, molecular function: zinc ion binding; chromatin binding; transcription coactivator activity. Bases 16 to 1497 code for a protein of 493 amino acids. The record is from RefSeq and is a predicted model, not a curated record. Lineage: Eukaryota; Metazoa; Chordata; Actinopteri; Scombriformes; Scombridae. Gene Ontology annotation, biological process: regulation of transcription by RNA polymerase II; chromatin remodeling. The transcript is spliced from 2 exons.